This is a messenger RNA of Haliotis rufescens (red abalone), 6743 nucleotides long. RefSeq lists its product as uncharacterized. The coding region runs from base 512 to 5254 and encodes 1580 amino acids. Gene Ontology annotation, cellular component: cytoplasm. Gene Ontology annotation, molecular function: protein binding. Lineage: Eukaryota; Metazoa; Mollusca; Gastropoda; Lepetellida; Haliotidae. The record is from RefSeq and is a predicted model, not a curated record. The transcript has 8 exons.
UGCUCAAAGUAAAUUACAGGCAACACAAACAAAUUUCAAAGAAAGCUAUAUCGACCGAUGCAUUAGAUUACCUCAGUCUAUUCAUUGCACAAACCACGCUCUGGUACUCGGUCCUCCCUGGAGAUCUAUGAAACUAGGUCAUAGGGAGACACGUUUACAAACAGAUCUAGUUCACCACCUUGUUCGUUUAAUCUUUGCCCGAAACAGCAGACAUUUCCAGGAACACUUAGUCGCUCUGGAAUUGGAGGGGAGCCAUUGGACCAUCGCGACCUGUGUUGACAGACGGUUCCUGGAAUAAACGCCCGCUUUACAUGAUAUGGAGCCUUUCGGCUUGUUUCGUCAUCAGUGUUGUGACCGACUGAGUGUCAAGCGGUGUUUCUUGAAGUUGUCACAAGCAGACGGGUUGUUGAUGGGAGAAAGAAGAUUGCAUUCUUGAAGAAGUGCAGGAAAGCUAAUCUCCAACAAACAUCCAAGCAUCUGACUGGACAAAAAGGAGCCUGACACAUCCACAAUGUCAGACGCUGUGGAAGUCAUGCCCCUGGGGGAAGAUGGUUCUGAUGAUGAACAGAUGGAAAGAAGGAAUGCAGGCCCACCUGUAAAUCCUGAAGAUAUUGCUCUGGAAGCAGCUAUGAUCAGGGACAUGCAGUUAGCAACAUUAGAGAACAUGAAACCCGAUCACAUUGCUUUAUUCCAAAGCAACAAAAAGGACUUCAAUGUAGUGAAUUCUCCUGGUACAAUACUUUCUGGAAAAGUAAUCAUUAACCAGCAAGUUGCUCCUACGGGGAUUACACAAUUCGAGAAGAUGAAAGGGAGGACCAUGCGAAGACUGGACCCUUUUAAAGUGGAUUCUUAUUAUGAAACCAGAGCCACCAAAUCUGCAAAGGAGUGUUUGAUGAGUGGCAAAGUUUUACUUCAAGGCCCAGAAAAGAGUGGGAAGACAUUUAUUGGUCUGUACAUUCUCAAAACCUUUGAUCAAUCCUACAAGCCACUCUAUAUAAAAAAUCCAGCGGAUUUGGAGUACAUUCCAAAUUUAAGUGAACUUAAAGACGUUAAAAAGGACAGUCAAUAUGACAAUUACAUCAUUUUCAUUGAUGAUCCCUUUAAAAGAGGUGUUGAAAUUGAUACCCAAUUAACUGAUCUGAUGGAACUUGUAGAAUGUGGUAGAGCACAUGUUAUAAUAAGCAUAUCAACCCGGAACCAGGCAAAACUACAGGAUUCUACUCUACGUAUAUGCCAGGGGAACAAAUCCCAAUUUGGAAGGAAUCUACAAGACUUUCCUUUACAAGAACAUGAACGAUAUGAAAUUUUGAAGCAUACACUGAGACCGCCCAAAGUGAAAUCUUUAGGCCCAACAGAAGGUGCUCAAGAGGCUGUACUGCAGGAGAUUGCAAAGUCUGCUGACUACCCCUGGUUUUUCAUGGCCAUUGAGUCAAGUCGCUCUAAACAGGGCAGAGAGCUUGUGGAAAGCUUGAAGAACCCAGUUGAUACCCUGUUUCAGCAGCUCAAGCACAUGGCCGAAAAUGAAAAGGCAAAAUUUGCUGCACUUGUGAUCAUCAUGAAAGAUGGCUUCUUUGAAGACAGUACCUGUAGGCCUGCAGGAUCACCCAAAUCUCCACAAGCAAUGUUUGCAGCUUUAAAUGAGAUACUAGACACACAAGACCUAUCAGCCAAGAAGAUUUCAGAUGCAGCCAAAAAUAUGAUCGGAGAGUAUUUGAUUUACACAAACAAAACAUAUAAAGUCAUUCAUGGAUCAGUCACUGAUGCAGUUUGUAAAGUACUAUUUUCCAAAAGUGCUCAACACAUGCUGGAAUGGUGCCCCCUGAAUUAUCUCAUCCUCAAUACAGUAACCCAAGAUUGUGAAGAGGAAGAUGCAGAUAAAUUGGUCAUUGAUGAUUAUGAAGAAAUCUUGAUCACCAGGCUUUUGGGAGAGGAGUGUCUUAUGAAUGCUAUGGAAUUUCCAGGAUUUAAAUCUCAAGGCUUUGUGGACAAAAUCAAGAGUAGACUCAAGGAUAAGCUUGAAGUAAGUGAUUACAAGGAUGUUCUUUUGCAAGCUAUAACAUUAGGACAUAAUCCAUGGAUGGAGGAGAUUGUGCAGAAUGUCCUGAGGACUCUGCCCGAGAGUGGUGAGUAUGUCAAACAUCUAGCUCUGCAAAAGGCUUGUGAGGUUGGCAACAGAGAAGCCUAUGAUGAGUUGGUCACUGUGGGUGCUGAAGUCAACCUACCAUGCAUGACUGCUUGCAAGAUGGGUAAAUGUCCACAAAUUAUCCAUAAUGUUUUGAAAGAGCUUGCUAACCAGUUUCAGCAACUCUCUCCUGACAAACUGAAGGAAUGGAUUUUGAUAGUCAUUCCACAUGGAGAUACGGAUGCAAUAAAAACCUUUAUCACAAAUCUCCAAGGUCGAACUGACAGAUCUGACUUAAUGGUCAGUGCCCUGGAUGUAGCUUGCAAACUUGGAUCUCUUGAAAAAUACACUACAAUCAGUUGUGACGGAUUAAGGCCCAAUUGGACAAGUCUGUUAAUAAGUGCCAGUGAAGGUGGGAAUGAGCAUAUCAUAAGUCAACUCUUUUACCAGAGAGACCAUGCGACAGCGGAUGGCAAACCUUGCAAUACACACCUGAAGGAGAUGUUUCUGGCAGCUUGCAGAUUUAACAGAAAGGGUGCAGCUGAGCUCCUUCAAAAGAGAAAUGCCAGUGUGUUAGAUGGAGUGACAGAAUCAGGCCAGACAGCUCUUCAUCUUGCUGCAAGUGUUUCUCACACUGACAAACCAGACACUCUCACCUGGCUUCUCAAGACAAAGAAAUGGGACACCAACAGCACAGACAAUGACGGCUUUACUGCUCUGCAUUCUGCAUGUUUCACAGGGAAUGUUACAUGUGUGAAAGAAUUACUUGAUGCAGAGUUUGAUACGCAGGCACUGGAUAAACAUGGAGAUACCACACUGCAUGUUCAUCUGAAGGGAAAAUUCAUCAACAAACCUGUUGUUGAGAAGCUUGUCAAGUCUAAAAGUGCAAGUAGCGGACACUCCCACAUUGCCAGUGUUCAAAACAAUGACGAGCAAAGUCCUGCCCAUUUGCUAUGCAUGGAAGCACAUGGUAUCAUUGCAUCUAUUCUUCAGUUCUUGAUGCAGGAUGAAGAUGAAUUCAUUAAAAUGCAGAAGAAAAAAAAUGUUCAUUCUAUAGCAAGGAAAGAUAGUAAAGGGCAAACUCCCCUUCAUACUCUUGUUGCUUCAACAGGGACUGUGGACAUCUUAAGACUUCUUCUUGAGAACAAAAAUGUGAACAUACAGACGGAUGAUGCUGAGGGAAAUACUGUCCUUCAUCUUGCAUGCACAACAGGUAAUGAUGAAGUCAUCAAGAUGCUGAUGUCAAGUGCAAGUAAUACAUUAACAUACAAAGAGACAAAUAAUCAAGGACAGACACCAUUACACUGUUAUGCAGAUGCAGAAAAUGGCAAAGAGAAGAAAACAGCACAACUUUUGUGUAAAGAUGUAGAUGCAAAGGAUUUGCAAGAUCAAACAGCUUUGCAUCUUGCUGUGAGAAAACCAUACAAAUCUGAUGUUGUAAAACAACUGAUGAAUUUAGGUGCAAAUGUAGACUCAACAGACAAGAAGGGGCGAACUCCUCUGCAUAUUGUCUCCAGUAUGUCACAUGACACAAGCUUGGAAGUUGCUCAGAUGCUUGUCCAGGGCUCAAACAAGAAAAAACAGAGAGCAGACGUCAACAUUGCAGACAAUGAAAAGAUGACAGCAUUCCAUCAUGCUUUUGUAUCCAAAGGAAUUUGCAGUUCACAAGUUGCUAAGUUUCUUCUGACUCGCAGUGUAGAUAUUUGGGGUGAGAAUGUUAACACGCACUUACCAAUCCACAUCUCCUGCAUUGAAUGUUCCAUCUAUAGUCCGUUAGUGCUGAGAGUUCUUCUUGAGCAUCUUCAAGCACAUAAUGAUCCAAGUAAGAUCCAGCAAAUGCUGUCCGUUGUUGACAAGUAUGGUGAUACACCACUACAUAAAGUGUGCAUGUCUUCAGGGGAGGGGAGGAGAGACGUCGCUGAAGUCCUCAUUGGUGCUGGAGCUGAUCUCACUCUGGCUAAUGAUGCUGGUGAUACUGUGAUGGACAUAACCAGAAGGAACAGAGUAAAUGAUUUGAACGAAUUGAUGAUCAUGACAGCAUUCAUCAGGGCAUGUAAGGAAGACAUCAAUUCAGAUUUGGAGAAGUUACUAUCAUGUGAUCAAAUGAAUAGUGACAGUCUGUCCAUGAUGUUUCAAAAACUUGUCCAACUUGAUGAACGUCACACCGUUAGUGUCCUGGAGAGACUGAUUCUGAAAGGUGCGGACAUACAACGUACCACUGAAGAUGGUCUGAGUGUGAUACAUCUGGCUGCCAAGACACAAGGGGAAUUCACAGAUCGCAUUAUUGGAUUCCUCAUGGUAAAGGGAGCGGAUAUGUUAGCCGUGGACAAAGGAGGUGAAACUGCAUUACAUAAAGUGGCUGUAGGAACGACAUCCCAUUGUGCACAUCUUAUAAGAUUUCUUCAUUCAAGAGGCAUGGCAAUUGAUGGAAGAGAUCACAUGGGGAAUACUGCACUCCACAAGCUGUUUUCAGCUGAGCGUCCACUUGGUGACCACUUCAGGACUUGUAUGGAAGCACUUGUCCGACUGAAAUGUCCAGUUGAUUGUCAGAACAAACAAGGAAUUACCCCAUGUGCAUUAGCAAAGAAACAUGGUGAGGCAGUGGUUAAGGAGCUCCUGCACACAUAUUGCACAAAACUAGAUGUUCUUGACUCAAAUGCCUUGAAAGACAUUAUAGCCAAUGGAGCAGACAUCAACAGCAGGGACAACAAUGGCAACACCGUGCUGCACAAGAUCUGCACAAGGAGGGUGUCCUUUGUAUGUAACAAUGUGAAGGUCUUGCUGAAGCUGGGAGCAGACAGGUUCUUGAAGAACACAGAAGAAAAGCUGGCAUUUGACUUAGCGUGUGAGACAGGAUUAGAUGAGGAUGUGAGAGAGGCAACAGUGACCGAGAUGCCAUCACCACAAGAUCUGGAGACUGAUGGAGCUUCAGCAGGUUCAACUCCAACCACUCCUUUGCCACGUCCUCCUUGGGUAAGGUCACCAUCUACAGAGGAAUGGGUGUUUGCUCUGAGGAAUGGGAUGACUGGCAUUAGGAAUGCAGCCGGUAUGGACCACAUGGAUGAUGAAAUGGAAAACUUUGAAAGAAAUGCAAGAAGGAAAAUGAGCGAUCACUUCAACCGUUACAUGUGACUUUGAUGGAGAUGAUUUCAAAGAAAUUGAUUUUGUGUGUAUGUGAAACCUCAAUAUAUAAUUUAAACAAUGUGAAGAUACACAUUGAGAUCCUACUUGAGACACUACAUAAUCACAGGCCUUUUGUAUUGUCUAGAAUCCCUUCCAACUUGACCCUUGAAAUCCCCAUUUGAUACACCCCUUGAAAACAGACCAGCCCCACAACAGCAUGUGUGGGGGGACAUUCUGACAUAAAGUAGUUCCAAGACAAGUACCACUUUGGUGAAACCCACAAGUCAUGAGUAUGGUGCUGACAACCCUGGAAACAAUCAGGGCAAAUCUACGAUUUGAAACCGCUAUCAAAGGCUUCUGGCAUGUCUACCGGAAGCAACUCUGCACAGUGAAUUGUGACACAUGUGAAACCUGGGUCACCCAUGAACACUGGGUUGACCAUGUCCAAAACUUUUAUAAGAUUAUAUCUUCAAGUGGCAUAACUCAAGUGAGUAUGGUUUUACGCCGCUUUUAGCAAUAUUCCAGCAAUAUCAUGGCGGGGGACACCAGAAAUGGGCUUCACACAUUGUACCCAUGUCGGGAAUCGAACCCGCGUCUUCGGCGUGACAAGCGAACGCUUUAACCACUAGGCUACCCGUCCGCCCCCUGUCUUCUUAGAGAAGAUUCUGAAAGUUAGAUGAAAUGUAGAACAAACAUUUUCUUGAAUGUUUUUGUUAUAGAAGUGUAGCAGCUGUAAUAAUAGUGUAGCGAUAUGAGCAUGCAUUUGGUGAAUGGAAUCUGGCGCAUUGUAAAUGCACUUAUUAUUAUUACUAUUAGUAGUAGUAGUUAAGGGUGUUACAUCUUUAUUUUUUUUACAUAUUUACUCAAUUACUGUUGCAAUGAAUGAUUAAGUUGUAUUUAAAUGCUAGUAGCUUUCAAAUAAUUGUUUCUUCAUGAGUUGAAUUUUCAAUAAUUUGAAAUAUGUUUAUCCUCCAAUAAACAAGUCAAUUAAUUGUUUAACUAUAUUUCAUAUUGGGACUUAUCAUGAGAGCUGUAUAUACUUCUCAAAACAAGUUAAAGUGCACCCUAAUCUUUCAUAUUACUAUACUAAUAUGAAAGAACUGGGUAUUCUUUAACAUCUUGUGAGUAGUAUACAUGGUCUAAUACCAUGAAAAUACAUUUCAAUAAUCACACAAAAUCUCGACUAAAAGCAGAGUUCAUUGUAUGAAUCUGUGUUUGUAAUUCACUGUCAAAUGGCGAUGAUACCCCCUGGUAGUACCCAUCACAAACACAUGCAAAGGCAAGUCAUAUAGACGUUUAUAUGUAUAGUAGUAUAAUAGUACAUAGUUAUUCUGUUUUUGCAUCUUAUUGUUUGCAUUUGUUCAAUGUUUUUGUUAAAAAUGCACCUCAAAUUAAAUCAAACCUGACAUUUUCUUGCCUUUUGGCAGAUAUAGACCAAGAGAAUGUGUAAAACAAACAAUUAAUUUCAACUGGUGUAAUGAUAAACAAGGAAAUGUGU